GAGUUGUCUCUGUGCAUGCCUCCUGGGACCAGGCAACCUUGAUGUGAAUCUGCCCUUAGUUCUUCUCGAAUCUUAAGCUGCCUUGAUUUCCUUCUGAUGUCCACAGUUUUAUGAGUAAGCAAGAUGGAAGCUGACCUGUCUGGCUUUAACAUCGAUGCUCCUCAGUGGGACCAGAGCACUUUCCUUGGGCGGGUGAAGCACUUCUUUAACGUCACAGAUCCCCGCACUGUAUUUGUAUCAGAGCAAGAGCUGGACUGGGCCAAGGCCAUGGUGGAGAAGAGCAGGAUGGGGCUCAUGCCCCGAGGCACCAAAGCGGAGCAGCUACUGUAUGCCAAGAAGCUGUAUGACUCAGCCUUCCAUCCUGACACUGGAGAGAAGAUGAAUGUCAUUGGACGGAUGUCCUUCCAGGUCCCUGGUGGCAUGAUUAUCACUGGCUUCAUGCUCCAGUUCUACAGGACUAUGCCGGCGGUGGUCUUCUGGCAGUGGGUGAACCAAUCCUUCAAUGCCUUAGUCAACUAUACCAACAGGAAUGCAGCUUCCCCCACAUCAGUCAGGCAGAUGGCCCUCUCUUACUUCACAGCUACUACUACUGCUGUAGCCACUGCUGUGGGCAUGAACAUGUGGACAAAGAGAGCUCCACCCUUGGUGGGCCGCUGGGUGCCCUUUGCCGCUGUGGCUGCAGCUAACUGUGUCAAUAUCCCAAUGAUGCGACAGCAGGAACUCAUCCAGGGCGUCUGCGUGAAGGACGGGAAUCAGAAUGAGCUUGGCCAUUCCCAGAGAGCUGCGGCUAUAGGCAUCACUCAAGUGGUUAUUUCUCGGAUCACCAUGGCAGCUCCUGGCAUGAUCUUGUUGCCUGUCAUCAUGGAAAGGCUGGAGAAACUGCAUUUCAUGAGGAAAGUCAAGGUGUUGCAUGCCCCAUUGCAAGUUAUGCUGUCUGGGUGCUUCCUCCUCUUCAUGGUGCCAGUGGCAUGUGGACUCUUCCCACAGGAAUGUAAAUUGCCAGUUCACUAUCUGGAACCAGAGCUCCAAGACACAAUCAAGACCAAGUAUGGAGAAAAUAUACCUUAUGUCUACUUCAAUAAGGGUCUCUAAAUAACCCACACCAGCAAGGACCAGUCUAUUCCCAUAUUCAUCAUUUCCUUCUUUGCUGCUGUGCUCGCCUGUGCUAACUUCCUUUUUGCAGCAAUGUCUGAAAGCCAGGCUGGAUUGGGGCAGAGGAGUGGGCAGGUGCUCUUGAGCCACACUCCUAGCCCUUUUUGCUUUAGGUAUUUUUCAAAUAGGGUCU
This is a messenger RNA of Castor canadensis (American beaver), 1285 nucleotides long. RefSeq names its product sideroflexin 2 (gene Sfxn2). Gene Ontology annotation, cellular component: mitochondrial inner membrane. Lineage: Eukaryota; Metazoa; Chordata; Mammalia; Rodentia; Castoridae. Gene Ontology annotation, biological process: monoatomic ion transport; serine import into mitochondrion. The record is from RefSeq and is a predicted model, not a curated record. Gene Ontology annotation, molecular function: monoatomic ion transmembrane transporter activity.